This is a messenger RNA of Didymella exigua CBS 183.55, 1241 nucleotides long. RefSeq lists its product as uncharacterized. The coding region runs from base 379 to 930 and encodes 183 amino acids. NCBI's taxonomy places the organism in Eukaryota, Fungi, Ascomycota, Dothideomycetes, Pleosporales, Didymellaceae. The transcript has 2 exons. The record is from RefSeq and is a predicted model, not a curated record.
GUUCAACGUCAACAUCACCCGUUACAUCGAAGAAGCUCAACAAUAUUAGAGGUCUAGGGACCGCUAUUCAGGACUAUCUUCGCGCAUGUAGACACGAGUUGACGUCUGAGCCUAGACUGUAAAUGGACCGCCGAAGUCCAAACAUGUCGAUCUAUGAUGAAACGGUAACGCUACAAUAACGACACCAACUCCACUCCUCUGCUGUCCCGUGCACAUCAACCGUGACCUGCCAGCAUUCUUGUCUGUUCCAAUCUGUCUCCUGAUUAUCUAGUCCAAAAGCGCGUCGAGGCGCAUGUGACAAACACCUGUCUUCGCAAACAACAGCAGGCCGAUAGAAACCCAGCACAGCAAGCUGAUUGAAGACCCAACACCACGACCAUGUUCUCACUGACAUCCACCGCGACCCUACACCACGUAACCCACCUCCCACCCUCCACAACGCUCGCGCAAGCACUCUCCUGCCUGCACAACCACGACCUGCUCAUCCGUCUCGACCCCGAACUCGCACACUACGAUACACUCCCCUCAUCUCCCACAGCACCAGACACAAAACGCUACAAAGUGACCGACAACAUGCACACCCUCCCCAAAGGCCUCUGGGACACCACCGUCACCUUCGAAGCGGAUAUCACGAAUACAGACAACGGGAUUGAGUGGAUCAUAAGAGCGCCGCUGGGGUUAUUGCAGAGGACUACCUGGCGCGUGGUCAAGCGGGCGGAUUUGAAUGGCGAGAUAGGGAAUGUGGUGGGCGACGAGGUUGGGGAGUGGACAGAUGGAGAAGGUGAGGGCGAGUGGAGUCUGAUUGAGGAUGUGGAGAUCAAGGCGAGUCGGCUGUUGACCGGGACGGUGAGGGGUAAGUGUGAGGAGAAUUGGAGGGGUGUGCAUGGCAGAUUUGUGGGGCAUUUGGGGAGGGUGGAGGUGAAGUCGUGAUCAGGAUAAGGGCCUGAUUGGAACUGUUCAGGGGUACUGCAUUGUCCAGGGUUACUGGAUGGGUUUCUCAUCGUUGUCGAGCAGCGCUCGAACGCGGAAGCUUCAUGUGCGAAGAGUUGCUUUGCGAUAGAUAAUGCUUAACAUCUGGCCUGUGAUGUGAGAGUUGUCAUGGGUGGUCGAUAUCAACGCAUUCGCGCGUCGCUGCGCCAUUAACUCUGCAGUAUGUGUGAUAGUGGUGACAAGGCGAUCUCACAAUGUUGAUUGCUCAGAGAUGCACAUCUUUAUCAGAACUGGUGUUUCGAAUUGGGCCG